UCAUCAUAAUAAUGCGCCGGAUGCAUUAUACUUCUUUCACUGCGCACUUAUCAGAUUAUGCCAUUUUUAAGACGACUUGUAAAUCUUUUGAUGAAGACAGGGAGUCGCUUUUAAUGUAUGUUUUGCAGUGUAUUAGAGAAACUGAGAAGUUACUGCAGCUGGAGUUUGAAGAGAAAUUAGUGCGUCAUUGUGAGCGGUGGCGACUUCAGCUUGAAUCUGUCAGAUCUUCUAGUCUGAGGAGAUAUAUCCAGCUGGAUACUAUUGGGUCGGAGACACUCGAAACAAACCUUAACACGCACGUUUAGCGCAUUUUAAUUCUGAUAAAUCAGAAAGAUCCCUGCCAUUACAGCGACAGAUGAUGUCGGCGAUGGAGGCUGUGUGUGAUGGAGAGGAGCCAGAGGUGGUCACUGAGGCGUGUUUGCUGUCCGAGUUCAGUGAGAGAGGAGAGGCUCGAGCUCUCAUCAACAAUCUCCCGGACAUUCAUCACGACACGGUCAGCAGAGAGGCCACCAUCGAGAAAUUUGUGGUUAUCAUGGAUCGCUACCAAGAACAGCCACAUCUUCUGGAUCCUCACUUAGAGUGGAUGCUGAACAUGCUCUUGGAGAUGAUCCGCAAUGAGAAGUCGCCACCUCCAAUGGUCCAUCUCUGUUUCAAAUUUCUCUAUAUCAUCUCAAAGGUCAGAGGCUACAAGAUCUUCAUGCAGCUGUUCCCCCAUGAGGUGUCAGAUGUUCAGCCGGUUCUGGACCUUUUAUGCAGACAGGACCCAAAAGACACUGAGACCUGGGAAACACGCUACAUACUCCUCCUCUGGCUCUCCAUGACAUGUCUCAUUCCCUUUGACUUGUCCCGUCUGGACGGCCACCUGUCCACUGACCCCGGGCUGAACAGAGAGUCCAUCAUGGAUCGGAUUCUGGCUGUUGCCAAGUCCUUUCUCAGAGUGAGUGACAAAUCUCGAGAUGCUGCAUCAGUGCUGGUAUCGAAGUUUGUGACUCGUCCAGAUGUGAAGCAGAAGCGUCUGGGUGAUUUUCUGGACUGGUGUCUGACAACCAUCUCUCAGACCAGUGAGGUUACCAUGGAGGGAACUGUGACCCUUGAUGGAGCUUUGCAAUCUCUGGCCCAGCUCUUCAAGCACGGGAAACGUGAUGAUUUCCUGCAAUAUGCCCCAACAGUGCUUCAGUGCCUGAAUCAGAAGAGAAUAGCGGAGAGUAACCAGGCCACAUUGCGUAAGCUGGGUGUAAAAGUGGUCCAGAGACUUGGCUUGACCUUUCUAAAACCACGUUUGGCCAAAUGGAGAUACCAGAGAGGAAGUCGGUCACUCGCAGUGAACCUGGCCCAGUCUUCUGUCACUGAAAGUGUAGAGGCUACAAAACCUGAUCUAGAGUCUGUCAGUCAGGAGGAAGACUACGACAUACCUGAGGAGGUAGAAAAUAUCAUUGAACAACUGUUGGUGGGACUGAAAGACAAAGAGACAAUAGUGAGAUGGUCUUCUGCCAAGGGGAUUGGAAGGGUAACUGGUAGACUACCUAAACAGCUUGCAGAUGAUGUGGUUGAGUCUGUUUUAGAGUGUUUCAGUUUUCAGGAAACAGAUAAUGCCUGGCAUGGAGGCUGCUUGGCUCUUGCAGAGCUUGGCCGAAGAGGACUGCUGCUUCCUUCCCGUCUCUCAGAUGUGGUGCCUCUGAUUAUAAAAGCUCUGACAUAUGAUGAGAAAAGGGGCGCAUGCAGUUUGGGAUCGAACGUACGUGAUGCAGCCUGCUACGUGUGCUGGGCUUUCGCCCGAGCCUAUGAGCCAAAUGAACUGAAGCCUUAUGUCAACCAGAUUGCCAGCGCACUGGUCAUCGCAACUGUAUUUGACAGGAACAUCACCUGCAGGAAGGCCGCCUCUGCUGCUUUCCAAGAGAAUGUGGGCAGACAGGGCACCUUCCCCCAUGGCAUAGACAUUCUGACAGCGGCGGACUACUUCACAGUCGGUAACCUGAAUAACUGCUACUUAACUAUCAGUGUCUACAUCGCUGGUUUUGAGGAAUACACCAAACCCUUAAUUGACCACUUGGUGGCUAUGAAAGUCAAUCACUGGGAUGGGGUGAUCAGAGAGCUGGCCACGAAAGGCCUGCACAAUCUAACUAUCCAGGCCCCUGAAUACAUGGCCAACACUGUUUUACCUCAGCUGCUGCCCAUGGCCACAGGGAUGGAUUUACACAGGCGUCACGGCGCUAUCCUUGCCUGCGCCGAGAUCACUCAUGCUCUCUACGAGCUUGCCACCCAGAAUAAUAGUUGGGUGACUGACUUCCUGUCCUCUGACACAAUUGAAGGCCUUAAAAACAUUCAUCAAAAGCUCUCUGACAGAAAGCAGUACAGGGGAUUUGGUGGGGAGCUAAUGAGACCAGCUGUCUGUUGCCUCAUUGAAAAGCUCUCUCUCUCCAAGAUGCCUUUUAAAGAUGACCCAGUUAUCACUGGUUGGCAAUGGCUAAUAGACGACAGCUUGAAGAACCUUCACCUGUUCUCCAGCGGGGCCAGGCGGGGUAUACAGGAUGCCGCACUCUCAGCACUAGCAGCGUUGUGUCUGCAGUAUUAUCAGGUUGAACCAGGGGUAGCCGAUGUGGAAAUGCAAGAUCAGCUGGUUAGUCAGUACCUGUUGGCCCUGGAGAGUCCCGAGGUUCUGAUGCGCUGUGGCUGCACUCUCGCCCUGGGCUCACUGCCUCCGUUUAUGAUCCGUGGCAAACUCCAGAAGAUCUUGCCUGGGCUCCAGGCCACCUGUAAGGUUGUGCAGAAAGCAGCGAGUCUAACAGAAGCCAGGAGGGAUGCGGCCACAGCCAUGUCUCAGGUGUGUGUAGCUGUAGGAGUGUGUGCACAAGGCAGCCCAGACCGUGUCCUGUGUGAGGGCAACAUAAGGCCUGUGUAUGAAGCCUUGCUGGGCUGUAUGAACGACUACAGCACGGACAGCAGAGGGGACGUCGGGGCCUGGGUGAGGGCGGCAGCAAUGAGCAGCCUUAUGGAUGUGACCCUGCUGGUGGUAGCGUCUGCUCCAGAGCUCCUCUCCUCUGACCUUGUUCAGCGUAUGAUGUGUUGCCUGGCCCAGCAGGCUGCAGAGAAGAUCGACCGCUACCGAGCCCACGCCGGCACCGUUUUCCUGCGUCUGCUUCACAGCACAGACCCCGCAGUACCUCACAUCCCUCACCGGGAGGAGCUACUGAGCAUCUUCCCUCUGUGA
Sinocyclocheilus anshuiensis is the source of this 3208-nucleotide messenger RNA. RefSeq names its product tubulin folding cofactor D (gene tbcd). The transcript is spliced from 31 exons. Gene Ontology annotation, biological process: tubulin complex assembly; microtubule cytoskeleton organization; bicellular tight junction assembly. The coding region runs from base 356 to 3208 and encodes 950 amino acids. NCBI's taxonomy places the organism in Eukaryota, Metazoa, Chordata, Actinopteri, Cypriniformes, Cyprinidae. Gene Ontology annotation, cellular component: lateral plasma membrane. The record is from RefSeq and is a predicted model, not a curated record. Gene Ontology annotation, molecular function: beta-tubulin binding; GTPase activator activity.